This is a messenger RNA of Leptosomus discolor (cuckoo roller), 1875 nucleotides long. Lineage: Eukaryota; Metazoa; Chordata; Aves; Leptosomiformes; Leptosomidae. The record is from RefSeq and is a predicted model, not a curated record.
GUGUGUCCACCUGGUCCCAGCAUUCCAGAUCUCGACAUCGGAGGGCUUCGUGUUCCAGACAUGAAGAUCGAAAACCUUCUGAGGUGUUCAGAACGGACCUGAUCACUGCCAUGAAGUUACAUGACUCCUUCCAGCUGAACCCUGAUGAAUACUAUGUGCUGGCAGACCCCUGGAGGCAGGAGUGGGAAAAGGGAGUUCAGGUGCCAGUUAGCCCAGGGACCAUCCCAGAACCAGUAGCCAGGGUUGUAUCCGAGACGAAAGCUGUCACCUUCACGCGUCCCAGGAAGUACAUCGUUUCCUCGGAUUCGGAGCCUCCGGAGCUGGGCUAUGUUGACAUUCGAACCUUAGCGGACAGCAUGUGUCGCUAUGACCUCAACGACGUGGACGUAGCGUGGCUGCAACUUGCCAAUGAAGAAUUCAAAGAAAUGGGGAUGCCCGAGCUGGACGAGUACACGAUGGAAAGGGUCAUAGAGGAGUUUGAGCAGCGAUGCUACGACAACAUGAAUCACGCUAUCGAGACGGAAGAAGGCCUUGGGAUUGAAUACGAUGAGGAUGUUGUCUGUGACGUCUGUCAGUCUCCAGACGGAGAAGACGGCAACGAGAUGGUGUUUUGUGACAAAUGCAACAUUUGCGUGCACCAGGCGUGUUACGGGAUCCUGAAGGUGCCGGAAGGCAGCUGGCUGUGCCGGACCUGCGCGCUGGGCGUUCAGCCCAAGUGUUUGCUGUGUCCCAAGAAGGGUGGUGCCAUGAAGCCAACCCGAAGUGGCACCAAGUGGGUCCACGUUAGCUGCGCUCUGUGGAUUCCAGAGGUGAGCAUCGGAAGCCCGGAAAAAAUGGAGCCCAUUACAAAGGUUUCUCACAUUCCCAGCAGCAGAUGGGCACUGGUGUGCAGCCUUUGCAACGAAAAAGUUGGAGCUUCUAUCCAGUGUUCAGUGAAGAACUGCAGAACAGCCUUUCACGUCACCUGCGCGUUUGACCGUGGCUUGGAGAUGAAGACCAUCCUGGCGGAGAACGAUGAGGUGAAAUUUAAGUCCUACUGUCCCAAGCACAGCUCCACCAAGAAAGCGGAUGAGGAGACUUUCAGUGAAAGGCCAGGCCAGGAGAACGGCAACGGGAUUCAGGACGGCUCUCUUCCUGCCCACAUCGACCCUUUCCACAGCAUGGAUCAAAACCAGGAGGAGGCCCACAGGGUCAGCCUCCGCAAGCAGAAGCUCCAGCAGCUGGAGGACGAGUUCUAUACCUUUGUGGAGUCUUCGGAAGUGGCUAAAGUGCUGCGGCUGCCCGAGGAGCCGGUGGGAUUCCUUUACCAGUACUGGAAGCUGAAGAGAAAAGCCAACUUCAAUAAGCCUUUGAUUACCCCAAAGAAGGACGAAGAGGACAAUCUGGCUAAACGGGAGCAGGAUGUUCUGUUCAGAAGGUUGCAGCUCUUCACGCAUCUCCGGCAGGAUCUCGAACGGGUAAGCCACGGCACCUACAUCUUAACUCGAAGGUCAGCAGAGACCGUGAUCACCGAGUUCCUGCCGAGUGCAUUGGUGGCCCUUCUCCAGCAGAGAGUUGGCUCCCAGGGCCUGCAGGAGAGUGCGUACACAGCUGUGAGCAAGUGCGCCUCUGGCUGGGUGUGCGCCUACGGGUCAGUGCGCAUACGGGUGGACGCGCACGCGCCUCUGGGUGGGUGCGCAUACGGGUGGGUGUGCGUAUGCGUGGAGGUGUACGCGCCUCUAGGUAGGUGUGCGUACGGGUGGGUGCGUGUACGGUUGGGUGUGCACGCGCCCUGCACGUGGGUGCGCGUGCGCGUGCGGGUGGACGCGCGUACGGGUAGUUGCGCACGCGCCCACGGGUGGGUGCGCGUACGGGUGGAGGCGUACGCGCCUCUAG